UAAAAUAUAUUUUUAUAUAUAACAGUUUUUUAGUGUUUUUUUAAGCAUUGGCUAAAGUCGAUAAUAAAGUGCAAAAUAAAAAUGUUUAAAAGUAAAAACGAAUGUAAUAUUGUGUACAAGUGCACUGUUCGCUUACUUGAUGAUUCGGAUGUCUUAGAAUGUGAAUUUCAGCCAUUCCAUAAAGGCAUUUAUCUAGUCGACCAUAUAUGUAGACAAUUAGAUAUUAAGGAAAAGGACUAUUUUGGUUUACGCUAUGUAGAUACGGGAAAACAAAGGCACUGGCUCGACCUGGCUAAAUCCAUAUUAAAACAAUGCAAAGAUAUAGAUCCUGUGUUAUUUUCAUUACGUGUAAAAUUUUAUCCAGCGGAUCCAUUUCGUCUCACUGGCAAUGGCCGCAUCAUGCUCUUCCAGCAGCUGAAGAGAGAUCUUCGUCAUGGUCGAUUAUACUGUUCAUUGGGUGAAGCAGCUGCCUUGGGUGCUUUGAUCGUGCAAGAGGAACUCGGUGACUAUGACGACCUAAUACACAUCGGGGACUAUGUGUCUUCGCUGGACUUGGCUCUGCGCCAAACGGAGAAUCUGGAAAAAAAGAUUAUUGAACUGCACAAAAAGCGAAAACCUGGCCAGGAUCCCUCCGUGGCCAUGGAUGAAUUUAUGGGCAUCGCGCGUGGCCUGGAGACAUAUGGAAUUGAUCCACAUCCUGUAAAGGAUCAUCGCGGCUCGUUGCUCUACGUGGGCAUCAAUCAUGCGGGCAUCAGCACCUAUGUAGCAGGCAAGCGAUCGCAGCACUUUCGUUGGAAUGAAGUACAUAAAAUUAACUUCGAGGGGAAAAUGUUUAUUGCACAUUUAAGCUUUACGGAUGCCAGCCGGGAGCCCAAAAAACACACAAUAGGCUUUAAGUGCCCAUCUGGACCCGCUUGCCGCUAUCUCUGGAGAUGCGCCAUCGAGCAAAUGUUGUUUUUCACCUUACCAAAUAGCCAGCAUGCGGCUGUUGUCUCUGGCGGUGGCUUUUUCUCCUGGGGUACCAAGUUCCGUUAUACGGGUCGAACUGAACGUGAGAUAUUGACUGAAAGCAUAAACGCAUUACGCGAGCAAAAAAUGACCAAUUCAAAUUCGAGCAAACGCAAGGCAAGCAGUGUUCCAGCCACGCCCUCCAGUCCACAAGGCGACUUAGCACAAAUACGCUACAGCAGUUUGCCUCGUUCCACAAUGUCCGAGCCAUUGGGCUGUUCCAUGGCGCCGAGCAUUCUCAUCUAUGGUCAGGAGGCUGGCGUCAACGGCAGUCUGCAAAUGCCUAUUCUGGAGCCCGUGUGCGAAGAGGCUCGUUUGCGCUCUUCCAACAUAGAUAGACUCAAUCACAUGGGUACCGAUUUAUCCGGCUAUGCGUUCCGAGACUCCAUGGAACAUUCGUCGACGGAGAGCGGACUCACAGCAAGUGGAUAUGAUGUGGCUGGCAAGCCGCGUGGCAAUCAAAAUGACUCCAAGCAGCAUCUAUAUUAUUCAUCCAAGCAGUACUAUGCGCUGCCCAAUCCCGCCUUAAAUUCAAGCUCUUCCGCCGGUAUUGCCAGUGGGAAACAUUCAGGCAAAUUUUCGCGCACACACUCCAAUUCAAAUAAUGGUGGCAAAAGCUUACGUAAAUUCCAUUUAUUACAUGCCUUUAUACCAUCCGUCAUCUUCGUUGUAAUCGCAAUGGCUGGCACGGCAGUCUUCAUUAUGGAAUCAGAGCUGGAAAUGUUUGAACGCGUACGCAACUCUCCGGAAAUGCUUAGUUUGCGCUAUCAGUAUUAUCAGCCCCUAAAAGAGUUUGUUAUUGAAAAACUAGGCAAGAAAGUGUAAUUUUUUAUCGACAAGAUUUCAUAUAUGUAAAA
Molecule: messenger RNA, 1865 nt
Organism: Drosophila hydei
Lineage: Eukaryota; Metazoa; Arthropoda; Insecta; Diptera; Drosophilidae
Gene: Frmd5
Product: FERM domain-containing protein 5
Exons: 8
Coding region: 82-1833 (583 amino acids)
Cellular component (GO): cytoskeleton
Molecular function (GO): cytoskeletal protein binding
Source: RefSeq, a predicted model, not a curated record